AUGCGUUCCAAGGACUCUGGUCCAACCACCAUUGUCGAAUGGUUCGCAGGGACCAGCGCCGCAUCUGUAGCUCGCAGAAGACGCCGACGAGCACGCCAACAAGCCGACGAAGCCCGUAGCCUCUUCCGCCUCGAAGUGACGACCGAUGACGAGUUCGGAGAAGACACAGUUCAUGUGACGUACCCACGCACGGGAGGUGGUCGCUGUUGCGAAAAUCAUGCACCGCAGCCAGAGCCUGAAGCAGAACCGGAGGCGGAACAGGCCCCUGAAGCCGCGUUCGAAUCAGCUGCCGAAGAAACCACUGUCAAGAAGGUUCGCUUCGAGCAAAGCAAGCCGAGAAAGUCUGCUCUCAAGAAAACCAAGCAACACACCACCACUACCACCACCACGACAGUCACUACAUCAUCCUCCGAGGCCGAACCUGAGUCGCAGUCAGAGUCAGCCGCCGAAGAACCGUCCGCCGUUGAGAGCUCUGAGGAGUCGGAGCCUGCCAAGCCUGUGAAGAAGGUGAAGAAAUCCCGGAGGUCGAAAGAGGCUGAAAAGGACAGCACGAGUGAAUCUGAAGCGUGCGAUUGCGAGGUAUGCACCAACAGGAGACGAAAGGCUCGGAAAGCUUCCGAGGGAAAGAAACAGCAAGACACCUCCGACUCCGAGGCGAGUUCUGGCUCCAAGACCAAAAGGAGCAAGAAAAAGAAGAAAAAGGUUGAAACACGCGAGACAUCUGAGUCUGAAGCGGAUGCAACCUCCAAGUCAAAGAAGGUGGGCAAGAAAGCGAAGAAAGUCAAGGAGGUGGAGGAGACCGAUUCUGGAACCGAGACCGAAGCAACCACAGGCGAGGAGACGGAAGAGGAGUCGGAGUCUCCGCCCAAGAUGAAGAAAAUGUCCAAAGCAAAGCAGAAGAAGAAGAUGUUCGAGCAGCAAGCGAAGCCUCCAAAAGAUGCCGAAAAGUCUAACGGGCAACCCGAACCCAACUCUUCUAGGCGGAGGGACCAGAAAUUGAGCAACUAUCCCGAAGCCAACAACAGGCCGGCGCCGAACUCACGUCGACCUCAUUACCUCGAGCCAAUACGUGCUGAAACAGUACAGACUGAAAAAGUACUCGAAGGCCCCGAGGACCCGCGCCCCAAUGCGUACUAUGACCCUCAGCACAAUGUGCUUCGUGUGUAUCACGGACCCGUCUGGGGUUCUCGGGGUGAACAGGCGCUGUAUCCUGAGCGCGACCAGUUCAUGCGCCCUCCGUCUGUUGGCGUACCUCAUCCCCUACACAAUCCGUACGAGUAUGGCUUCAGGGGCAACACAUACGGCCACCGCCCACCGUAUGGACUGUCAUAUGAGGAACGCUACGGCCAUCACGCUCCUCCCUACGGGCCGCCUCCCAACCUCUACAAUGAUUGGCGCCAGCCCCCUAAUCACAACACAGCCAUGCCCAGUGGCUAUCCACCAUUUGAGCGUAGACCAUCUUGCAUGAACAAGGGUGCCUUUGCUGACAUGGCGGGCGCCAACGGUCCAGGCAACAGCCCAGCCAAGACAAAAUCUGCCUCCAACAACGUCUGUCCAGGUAGCGUCAAGGAGGACCAAGGCGAUAAGAACUCAUACUACGAAGCCGCAAAGUCCAAGUUUGCGACAUGGAGUGAUCGCCAGCCAUCCAACGCCAGCCAGAAAUCCAACAAUACCAACAAGGCCGCCGACGCAUGGGGCCAAGCGGCGGACAAAAAUAACAGCAACAAGGACACGACGGCUUGGCCUGAGACUACCGACGCUCCUGCGGACAACACUGCCUGGACCACCAGCGACAAUCAACCCACUGACGACGCAGCGGGCCAAAAGGACAACGACGGCUGGGCAACUACGCAGAGCGCAACUGGCGGGUCGGCCUGGGGCAGCAACGCGCAAAACUCGGCGGCAGGCCAGGAGGAAAACAACAUCGCACCUGGAGCCACCACCAUGCCAGGGUCCUGGGAUGACGGGAAUGCAGAUGCUACGGCCCCGGUCUGGGGGGACAAGACGGCGGCGGCGAAUACUGGUGGCCUCGCGGAUAAGGAGGAGGUGAGCAACGUGCUACCCAGUGAAGGGUGGUAG
This is a messenger RNA of Emericellopsis cladophorae, 2079 nucleotides long. RefSeq lists its product as uncharacterized. The transcript has 2 exons. The record is from RefSeq and is a predicted model, not a curated record. Bases 1 to 2079 code for a protein of 692 amino acids. NCBI's taxonomy places the organism in Eukaryota, Fungi, Ascomycota, Sordariomycetes, Hypocreales, Bionectriaceae.